UAAUUUCAGAAACAUGAAAUUGGAUUUCUUGUAGGCGCAGUGUACAUGCAGCUCUUGUUCCCUGACUUGUGGGGGUCCUCAAGGUUGGAGGUUUUUUUUUUAAUACAAAUGGCAUUAUUGCUAUGAAUAAGUUAUCAUCUCGACUCUCCCUCUCUUUUUCUCUAUCAACAAACUCUGCUCUCUCUCUCUCUCUCUCUCUCUCUCUCUCUCUCUAUGUAUACACACACACUAAUUAAGGAAAAGAAGAAUGACAGGCGGAAAGCAACAAAAACAUUUUGUUCUGGUGCAUGGUGCAUGCCAUGGAGCUUGGUGCUGGUACAGGCUACAAUCGCUGCUAGAGGCGGAGGGCCACUGUGUCACGGCGAUUGAUCUUGCAGCCUCCGGCAUCAACCCGAUAAAGCUAGACGAGCUGCGCACAUUUUCCGAAUAUACAAUGCCAUUGUUCGAGGUAAUGGAGUCGAUUCCGCCAGACGAAAAGGUGGUUCUAGUUGGACAUAGUCUUGGCGGCAUGAACAUGGCUUUCGCAAUGGAGAAAUACCCUCAAAAGAUUUCUGUUGCUAUUUUUAUUGCAGCUAUUAUGCCUGAUACUGUACAUACGCCAAUCUAUUUUUUUGAACAGGUGAUAGAAGGAACUACGAAAGAAGAAAGUAUGGACAAUCAAUUCAUACCAAUUGGAAGACCCGGCGAUCAUGUCAUGUCAAUGCUCUUUGGCCCGCAGUACACAUCAUCCAAACUAUACCAACUCUGCCCUUCUGAGGAUGUGGCGUUAGCAAAAGCGUUGAUGAGGCCAAUCUCUAAUUUUUGGGAUGAUUUGUCAAAGAAGAGUGCAUUUUCCAAUGAAACGUAUGGAUCUGUAAAGCGUGCUUACAUCAUGCCCAAUGAAGAUAAAGCCUUAAAAGUAGAGUACCAACGCUGGCAAAUUAAAAACUCUGGAGCAGCAAUAGUGAAAGAAAUAAAAGAUGCUGACCACAUGGCAAUGAUUUCCAAGCCCCACGAACUUUGCCAACUUUUAUUGGAUAUAGCUUGGGAAGGCAAAGGCCCUCGUCCCUUGCUUAAGGAAGGGUCGAGCGAGGCAGGACGAAAUGAGGCAAUCUUCCGUCCUAUUUACUAUCUCAAUUUUAUACUAUUUUUAUUUUUACUUUUACUUUUAUUUAAAUUUUAGGGUGAUUUGAGAAUUGGGAUUGAGUAAUCGGUUAUGUUGUGCUAAAGGUUAUUCUAAACUAACGUGAAUCAGUCCCAUUUCCAUUUUUGCUCUCAAAUUGGCAUUCCUUAGAUACAAGAAGCAAUUUAAGUUUUGAGUUGUAAUAAGUGUUUAGGCCUGGAAAGCCUCCAAUUGUAAGUUUGUUUGUCGUGGGCUACUACAGUCCAAUUGUAACUUGUCCAUUUUAUGUUAUUUUGCUUUGGGGGAAAUGUUCUAUUAUGAAUAACACUUUUGGAAA
This is a messenger RNA of Olea europaea var. sylvestris, 1439 nucleotides long. RefSeq names its product salicylic acid-binding protein 2-like. NCBI's taxonomy places the organism in Eukaryota, Viridiplantae, Streptophyta, Magnoliopsida, Lamiales, Oleaceae. Gene Ontology annotation, molecular function: methyl jasmonate esterase activity; methyl indole-3-acetate esterase activity; methyl salicylate esterase activity. The record is from RefSeq and is a predicted model, not a curated record. The transcript has 3 exons. The coding region runs from base 248 to 1162 and encodes 304 amino acids. Gene Ontology annotation, biological process: salicylic acid metabolic process; jasmonic acid metabolic process.